Blepharisma stoltei is the source of this 360-nucleotide messenger RNA. Lineage: Eukaryota; Ciliophora; Heterotrichea; Heterotrichida; Blepharismidae. The record is from the annotation of a GenBank genome assembly.
AUGUCAUAUAAUUUUAUUGAAGAAGAUGAGUGUACUAUGAAUAUACGGUCUGGAUUACUGGCGAUUUAUUUAAUUAUCAGUGCUUUUUUAGGGUAUUUUAUCUUCACAAUUUUUAUUAUUUUAUAUUGUUGGCAACAGAAAGUAAAAAAUCAAGAAAAUUCAGAAGAAGUUAAAAAUAUAUUGAAUAAAUAUAAAACAGAGAUUCCGAUAGCAGAAGUAUGUGGUAUUUGUUUAGAAAAUGAAGGAGGAGAAAGCGUGGUAUUAAGAUGUGGGCAUGGAUUUCAUUCAAAAUGUAUAGAGGGAUGGCUGGAAAUUAAAAAACUUUGCCCUAUGUGUAGAUCAGAACAAGGAAGUUUUUAG